Messenger RNA from Symbiodinium sp. CCMP2456, 570 nucleotides. NCBI's taxonomy places the organism in Eukaryota, Dinophyceae, Suessiales, Symbiodiniaceae. The record is from the annotation of a GenBank genome assembly.
AUGGCAAAGUUUGCCAAGCAGUGUGGGGAGCUUCAUGCAGGUGGAGGAGGUGGCAUUGUACUGAGCCGACCCCUGGUCGAGUUUCUCCUGAACCUCGAGGACUUGUUUCUCCAGCUUUGCAGGCAUGACGAUGCUUUUCUGGGUCACUUGCUCCGCUACGUUCUGGACGUCCAUGUUAUGGCCCUGCCCGGGAUCCUGCAGGAGCCUCGUUUUGAGCAGCUUCGCUGGUCUGGACCCGGGCUACCACCUCGAUGCCCGUUGCCGCUGCCCCCUUCAGUCUACUCUCCUAUGGAGGAUUGGGGGCCCCUGCAACCAUUCGCCCCAAUGGACGCGGCACGGUUGGGUCUUGUCCAUGCAGAUCCUGCAACAUGGCCGCUCUUGGCGGCGCUUCCGGAGCUGGUGGAGGCCACAUCGAAGCAGGGCCUGCGCCUGCUCGUCUACGCUGACUCGCAGGGGCAUCGCAUAGUUUACCCCCAUUUUCGUGGAGCCACGACUCUUGCCGUGUGUUCCUAUGAGCAUGCGGAGAGGCUGCUGUCUUUCCAGGCAUCUGUGGCAACUCAGGAUUCCUGA